This is a messenger RNA of Leguminivora glycinivorella, 585 nucleotides long. RefSeq lists its product as uncharacterized. The coding region runs from base 124 to 579 and encodes 151 amino acids. The transcript has 2 exons. The record is from RefSeq and is a predicted model, not a curated record. Lineage: Eukaryota; Metazoa; Arthropoda; Insecta; Lepidoptera; Tortricidae.
CUAAAAAUAAUAUUACAGUAAAAGCAAACCGAACGUAUGAAUACGAAUACGAUACUUCGGGAUAUCAAAAUAAAUCGCUUUUAACAUACUUAUACUUCAGUUUCCUAACACCAUUAAAGCGCCAUGCGCGUUUCCAUAAAUUUCUUAUCAAAUUUCAUGCUCGCACAGACUACAGCGUACUUCACAUCGGUGUGUAUCAAGGAUCACGAGCAGUUCUCCCUGUGUGCGUGGAAAUGUGCCCCGACUUGCGUGAAUAUCAAAAUGUUGUCGGCGCAUGCGACCUGUCCGCUGCCGUGGGCCUGCCACGUUGGUUGUCGAUGUGCACCUGGGUACCUAAGGGAUGAGUGGUCUAAGAAGUGCGUGAUGGUUACAGAUUGUCCAGACUAUGACACGUGCCCGCCCGGAGAGGUCAUGGGUUAUUUCAUGCAGUGCGUCACACCUAUGACGAGCAGUCACUUCAACCAGUCCCACUGGGACUACUAUCCCGACCCCAGGGAGGGCAGGCAGCACAACACGACGGAUGAGGAGGAUGUGGACCUGGAUCAUAGAUCACUGUCAUCAGAGGAUGAUGAUUAUUAAACGAUG